Molecule: messenger RNA, 4586 nt
Organism: Propithecus coquereli (Coquerel's sifaka)
Lineage: Eukaryota; Metazoa; Chordata; Mammalia; Primates; Indriidae
Gene: GSE1
Product: Gse1 coiled-coil protein
Exons: 16
Coding region: 156-3782 (1208 amino acids)
Source: RefSeq, a predicted model, not a curated record
CAGCCGCCCACCCUCCCGCUCGGGAGCCCGAGCCCCGGCCGGGCGCUGCAGCAGAGAGCCUGCCCAGGGGCCCCAGGACCGCCCAGGAGCCGAGGCCGGCACAGUGUCCGCAGAGUGGCCGGGACGGGGAUGGACCAGACCUCGCAGGUACAGGCAUGAGCCAUGAGCCCAAGUCCCCUUCACUAGGGAUGCUUUCCACCGCGACCAGGACCACCGCCACCGUCAACCCCCUCACCCCCUCGCCGCUCAAUGGCGCCCUGGUGCCCAGCGGCAGCCCCGCCACCAGCAGCGCGCUGUCGGCCCAGGCCGCGCCGUCCUCCAGCUUUGCCGCCGCGCUGCGCAAGCUCGCCAAACAGGCGGAGGAGCCCAGAGGGUCUUCACUGAGCAGCGAGUCGUCCCCCGUGUCCUCUCCGGCCACCAACCAUAGCUCUCCUGCCAGCACGCCGAAGCGCGUGCCCAUGGGCCCCAUCAUCGUCCCCCCGGGGGGCCACAGCGUCCCCAGCACGCCCCCCGUGGUGACCAUUGCCCCAACCAAAACCGUCAAUGGCAUCUGGAGGAGCGAGAGCCGGCAGGACGCCAGCUCUCGGGGCAGCAGCAGUGGCCGGGAACGCCUCGUCGUGGAGCCCCCGCUGCCCCAGGAGAAGGCAGGGGGCCCAGCCAUCCCCUCCCACCUGCUCAGCACCCCCUACCCGUUCGGCAUCUCCCCCGGCUCGGUCGUGCAGGAUUCCCGCUUCCCACCGCUCAACCUCCAGCGGCCUGUGCACCACGUGGUGCCCCCUAGCACGGUGACCGAGGACUACCUGAGAAGCUUCCGGCCCUACCACACCGCCGAGGACCUCCGCAUGUCAUCCCUGCCUCCCCUGGGCCUGGACCCAGCCACUGCCGCCGCCUACUACCACCCCAGCUACCUGGCCCCGCACCCCUUCCCCCACCCGGCCUUCAGGAUGGACGACUCCUACUGCCUGUCUGCCCUGAGGUCCCCGUUCUACCCCAUCCCCACCCCCAGCUCCCUGCCCCCGCUGCACCCAUCGGCGAUGCACCUGCACCUCUCUGGGGUCCGCUACCCGCCGGAGCUCUCCCACUCGUCCCUGGCAGCGCUGCACUCUGAGCGGAUGUCCGGCCUCAGCGCAGAGAGGCUGCAGAUGGACGAGGAGCUGCGGCGGGAGCGCGAGCGCGAGCGGGAGCGGGAGGCUGACCGUGAGCGGGAGAAGGAGCGUGAGCGGGAGCGAGAGAAGGAGCGCGAGCGGGAGAAGGAGCUGGAGCGGGAGCGGGAGAAGGAGCGCGAGCGGGAGCUGGAGCGCCAGCGGGAGCAGCGGGCCCGGGAGAAGGAGCUGCUGGCCGCCAAGGCGCUGGAGCCCGCCUUCCUGCCCGUGGCUGAGCUGCACGGGCUGCGCAGCCAUGCCGCCGAGGAGCGGGGCAAGCCCUCGGAGCAGCUGACGCCAACGCGAGCAGAGAAGCUGAAGGACACGGGCCUUCAGGCGCCCAAGCCCGUGCAGCACCCCUUGCAUCCGGUGCCUGCGCCGCACCACGCCGUGCCCGGCCUCAUCUCCAACCACGGCCUCUUCUCCCUGCCGGGCAGCAGCGCUGCCACGGCCCUGCUGAUCCAGCGCACCAAUGAGGAGGAGAAGUGGCUGGCGCGGCAGCGACGGCUGCGGCAGGAGAAGGAGGACCGGCAGUCUCAGGUGUCAGAGUUCCGGCAGCAGGUGCUGGAGCAGCACCUGGACAUGAGCCGGCCCCCGGCGCCAGCGGAGGUGGAGCACAGGCCUGAGAGUGCCAGGCCGGGACCAAACCGUCACGAGCCUGGUGGCCGAGACCCCCCGCAGCACUUUGGUGGGCCGCCGCCUCUGAUCUCGCCCAAGCCCCAGCAUCACACCGUGCCCACAGCCCUCUGGAAUCCAGUGUCCCUGAUGGACAGCGCCCUGGAGACACGGCGGGCCGAGAGCCACCCCCUGCACAGCCACCCCGCUGCCUUCGAGCCCAGCCGCCAGGCAGCGGUGCCGCUGGUGAAGGUGGAGCGGGUCUAUUGCCCGGAGAAGGCAGAGGAGGGGCCGCGGAAGCGUGAGGCCACCCCCCUGGACAAGUAUCAGCCACUGCCCCCAAGGGAGGCGGGGAGCCUAGAGCACCAGGCCUUCCCCCCUGGGCCUGGACCUUUCCUCGCUGAGCUCGAAAAGUCCACCCAGACCCUCCUGGGCCAGCAGCGGGCCUCCCUCCCACAGGCGGCCCCCCUUGGGGAGCUCAGUGGGCCCCUGAAGCCUGGCUCGCCCUACCGGCCCCCGGCGCCACGGGGCCCUGACCCCGCCUACAUCUACGAUGAGUUCCUGCAGCAGCGUCGGAGGCUGGUCAGCAAGCUGGACCUGGAGGAGCGCAGGCGACGAGAGGCCCAGGAGAAAGGGUACUACUACGACCUGGACGACUCUUACGACGAGAGUGACGAGGAGGAGGUCAGGGCCCACCUGCGCUGUGUGGCUGAGCAGCCGCCCCUCAAACUGGACACAUCCUCCGAGAAGCUAGAGUUUUUGCAACUUUUUGGCUUGACCACCCAACAGCAGAAGGAGGAAUUGGUGGCCCAGAAGCGGAGGAAGCGGCGGCGGAUGCUGAGAGAGCGAAGCCCGUCGCCUCCGGCAAUUCAGAGCAAGCGGCAGACACCUUCGCCAAGACUGGCGCUGUCCACCCGCUAUAGCCCCGACGAGAUGAACAACAGCCCUAACUUCGAAGAGAAGAAGAAGUUCCUGACCAUCUUCAACCUUACCCACAUCAGCGCCGAGAAGAGGAAAGACAAAGAGAGGCUUGUUGAAAUGCUCCGUGCCAUGAAGCAGAAGGCACUGUCAGCAGCAAUGGCAGACUCCUUGACAAACUCUCCGAGGGACAGUCCUGCCGUCUCCCUGAGUGAACCAGCCACGCAGCAAGCUUCUCUGGAUACGGAUAAGCCUGUCGCUGUUGCCACUUCCUCGUCUGACGUCCCAAAGGCCGGGGAGCCUGGGAAACUGGAACAGUUCCGGCCCCAGGAGCUAUCGAGAGUCCAGGAGCCAGCUCCUGCCAGUGGUGAGGCGGCCAGGCUGAGCGAGGCCCCUGGGGGCAAGAAGAGCCUGAGCAUGCUUCAUUACAUCCGGGGCACAGCGCCCAAGGACAUUCCUGUGCCGUUGUCUCACAGCUUCAAUGGGAAGAGCAAGCCGUGGGAGCCCUUCAUGGCGGAAGAGUUUGCACAUCAGUUCCACGAGUCAGUGUUGCAGUCCACACAGAAGGCCCUGCAGAAGCAUAAAGGGAGCGUAGCUGUGCUGUCCGCAGAGCAGAACCACAAGGUCGACACGUCCGUGCACUACAACAUUCCCGAGCUGCAGUCCUCCAGCCGUGUCCCUCCACCCCAGCAUAAUGGGCAGCAGGAGCCCCCCACCACAAGGAAGGGUCCCCCCUCCCAGGAGAUGGACCGGGACUCAGAAGAGGAUGAGGAGGAGGACGAUGAUGGAGAAGAUGACGAAGAAGCCCCCAGGCACAAGUGGCAAGGGAUUGAGGCAAUUUUUGAAGCCUACCAGGAACACAUAGAAGAGCAAAAUCUGGAGCGGCAGGUGUUACAGACACAGUGCAGACGGCUGGAGGCCCGGCACUACAGCCUCAGCCUGACUGCGGAGCAGCUCUCCCACAGCGUGGCGGAGUUGAGGAGCCAGAAACAGAAGAUUGUCUCAGAAAGGGAGCGGCUCCAGGCAGAACUGGACCACUUACGGAAGUGCCUUGCCUUGCCUGCAAUGCAUUGGCCUAGGGGCUACUUUAAGGGAUAUCCCAGGUGACGGUUUCCCUUGCACUAGGCUGAACCUAUAGUAUAGAAAUAUUAUCUAUUUUAUUACCUUGAAUAUUUAAUAUUUUUCACUGGGAGGUUUGAAGCUUAAAAAAUUAAGAAUGUGCCAUGCAUGAAGCAAAGGAUUCCAGGCUCCAGAAAGAAAGAACGGACUCACCUUGACUUCAAUGCAGUUGAAUCACCUUUGUCAAUCAGCGAGCAACCAAUGUAGGACGCCCAUAGUUUUUCUUUUUAAAGGUCACUUACUCCUCCUUCCCCCACUUCAUAAUUUUUUAAUCUGAAAAUGAAAGCUCCAUUACCAACACUAAAACUUUAUCAUUCAUAGCCCCCGAUGCAUAUGAUUGGAUCAGACCGGUUAUUUCCCGUUUUUGUGUUGCCAUGUGAUUAUGCCUCAAGAACGAAGUUUGCUUUUGCUGCAAUGAUGAGGUGGGUCUCACUCCUCCAGGAAUGAGACUUGCUUCGGCUGAAAAGGUUGGGUGCAUUGUAAAUAAAAAGGGCUUAUUUGUUUGUUACUUUCCUGCAAAAUUUUCUUGAAAUCAACAGGUCCUAGCAGCACACAAAGCAACAACCCAAAGGCUUUUCCCCGGAAAAGCUCUUACCUAAAGAUAAAACAAAUCCACAAACAAAGGUACCUUUUUAUUACUCUGAGGGGGAGAGAAUGUACAGAGCUCUAUGUAUACAUAUAUUCACACCCACCAAAUUGUUACUGCAGUGGGUAGUGUUUUCAUACAAACGUAAAUUUUGAGAGAAAAGUCAAAGGUGCUUCAGCCUUGUACUGUGUAUAUAUAUUAAAAAA